Molecule: messenger RNA, 465 nt
Organism: Racocetra persica
Lineage: Eukaryota; Fungi; Glomeromycota; Glomeromycetes; Diversisporales; Gigasporaceae
Source: the annotation of a GenBank genome assembly
AUGGCAGCGCGUCCGCCUCCAGAGCGGAAGGCUGGGUCUUCACAGAUCAAUCCUCCAUUGCUUUCAUCGUCAGUUUUUGCUUGUACAACACCUAGCUCGAUACCGAUAUUAAUGUCACAACGUGAACAAUGCAAUUUUGUUAGAGGUACGACGGAACGAAUAGUUUAUGUUACUUGCCCUGAUGACGAAGUUGCCAAGAAGUUGGCUCGAGGUCUUUUAGAAGAAAAACUGGUCGCCUGCGUAAAUAUAAUUCCAAAGAUCUCUUCACUUUAUUGGUGGGAUGGCAAAAUUGAAGAAUCUUCUGAGCUCUUGUUAAUGAUUAAAACCUUGGACAAGCAUCUUGGAGAAAUAACAGAUUAUGUAAACAAAAAUCAUGGUUAUAGUGUACCGGAAGUUCUUUCAGUAAAGGUUGAUGGCGGAAAUGGCCCUUAUUUGAAAUCGAUAAAUGAGAAUGUUAAGCAAUAA